AUGCUUAAAAGCGAGAUGAAGACUGAAGGUGAGAGGCAGCUGAGGAAAGUCCGAUUUCGAAUUGCUUCCUCUCACAGUGGGAGAGUACUAAAGGAAGUGUAUGCAGAUGGAGAAACGGCAGACUCUUUGGAUUCUGAAUACACCAGUAGUUCAGAGACUGACCAAACCAGCAGACUGAGUGAAGCGGAUGGACAGCAGAAUGGACAUUUAGGAUCUGAGUGUGAUGAAAAUGAGAAUGAGCAAGACGACUUGCUCAUUUUAGUGAGAGCUACUAAAGAGAGGGGCUUUGGUACAAAACGAGUCAACAUUCUAAGCAAAAAUGGUACAAUCAGAGGAGUCAAACACAAAGUCAGUGCUGGUCAAGCCCUUUUUAACAAUUUGUCAAAAAUAUUUCAGGUGUCUACAGUUCUAGAAUUUGGUCGCAUCGUAAUUUACACUACCAGCCUUCGUGUGGUGAGAACCACGUUUGAAAGAUGUGAGCUAGUAAGAAAGAUCUUCCAAAAUCACAGAGUGAAAUUUGAAGAAAAAAACAUUGCUCUGAACAGCGACUAUGGAAAAGAACUAGAAGAAAGAUGCAGGAGGGUGUGUGAAAUUCCAUCGCUACCUGUUGUCUUUAUUGAUGGCCAAUAUCUUGGGGGAGCUGAGAAAAUUCUGUCAAUGAAUGAAUCAGGGGAGCUGCAGGAUCUCUUAACCAAAAUUGAGAGAGUGCAGCAUCCCCACGAAUGCCCUUCCUGUGGUGGUUUUGGCUUCCUUCCAUGCUCAGCGUGCCAUGGGAGCAAGAUGUCAGUAUUUCGGAACUGUUUUACAGACUCUUUCAAAGCCCUCAAGUGUACCUCUUGCAACGAGAACGGGUUACAGCGCUGCAAGAGCUGUGCAAGUUAA
This is a messenger RNA of Emys orbicularis (European pond turtle), 882 nucleotides long. RefSeq names its product glutaredoxin and cysteine rich domain containing 1 (gene GRXCR1). The transcript has 4 exons. Bases 1 to 882 code for a protein of 293 amino acids. Gene Ontology annotation, biological process: inner ear receptor cell stereocilium organization; sensory perception of sound. Gene Ontology annotation, cellular component: stereocilium; kinocilium. The record is from RefSeq and is a predicted model, not a curated record. Lineage: Eukaryota; Metazoa; Chordata; Testudines; Emydidae.